This is a messenger RNA of Solea senegalensis (Senegalese sole), 1430 nucleotides long. RefSeq names its product palmitoyltransferase ZDHHC18-B-like. The coding region runs from base 1 to 1107 and encodes 368 amino acids. Gene Ontology annotation, cellular component: endoplasmic reticulum; Golgi apparatus. The record is from RefSeq and is a predicted model, not a curated record. The transcript has 8 exons. Gene Ontology annotation, biological process: peptidyl-L-cysteine S-palmitoylation; protein targeting to membrane. NCBI's taxonomy places the organism in Eukaryota, Metazoa, Chordata, Actinopteri, Pleuronectiformes, Soleidae. Gene Ontology annotation, molecular function: protein-cysteine S-palmitoyltransferase activity.
AUGCAUUUUUUCCAUUGGACAAAAUCCUCAAAGUUUCUCUCUCUCUCCCUCUGUGGCCAUUGCAGCUGUCCCUUCCUGGUUAAACACCUGACCAGCUGCAUACCUGUUAUUGGUGGAGUCCUUUUUAUAUUUGUGAUAAUUACCCUGCUCCAAACCAGCUUCACUGAUCCUGGCAUCCUACCCAGAGCAACACCAGAUGAGGCUGCUGACACUGAAAAACACAUUGACGAUGCAGGAAACACAAGCUAUCAUCCUCCGCCGCGCACUCAGGAAGUCCUGAUUAACCAGCAGGUGGUCAAGCUCAAGUACUGCUUCACAUGUAGGAUGUUCCGGCCUCCACGCACCUCCCACUGCAGCUUGUGUGACAACUGUGUGGAGCGAUUCGACCAUCACUGCCCCUGGGUGGGCAACUGUGUCGGGAAACGCAACUACCGCUUCUUCUACACCUUUAUUGUGCUGCUCUCCUUCCUGACGGCGUUCAUCUUUGGAUGUGUGACCACACAUCUGGCACUGAUGGCUCAGGAUGGAAAGGGUCUGGUGUUUGCUCUGCAGGAGAGUCCAGGAAGUGCAGUGGAGCUCGUCAUAUGUUUUUUCUCAGUCUGGUCCAUCUUGGGCCUUUCAGGCUUCCAUACAUACUUAGUGGCUUCUAACCUGACCACAAAUGAAGAUAUCAAAGGCUCCUGGUCAGGGAAGAGUGGACAAGACGUCACAAACCCAUACAGUCAUAAAAACAUCCUCAUCAACUGUUGCUCUGUGCUCUGUGGACCCAUGCCACCAAGUUUAAUCGACAGGCGAGGCUUCCUGCCUGCAGAUGAAUCUGCCCAGACAGGUGGAGCGGACAUCGACGUCCCAUCUGUGGCUGUUAAAAGCGAGAUAACCAUGUGCACACGGGGACCUAAAGGUCUGCUGGAGUCAGCCUUUCUCCCUCCGUUCCUGUCCACCCCGUGUCCUCGGGAGAAACAUCGGGAGAAAGAUCAGACAGCUCCGACAGACAACAACCCUGCAGUGAACUCUGACCUCUCACUCUCUCAGCUCUCCAUGAGCUGUGAGGACCAGGGGAACACCUCUCCUUCACAUCACACCAAGACUCCAUCAAAGACAAAGUAAAGGGGCUUUCCAUGUUCCCUUCCCUGUCUCCUUUACCUCUCUGGAUGUUGCCAGCUUCUGCGCUUUGCACUGAAUAACCAACAUGUUUGAUUUUUGCAUGCUACUGUAUAAAACAGUGUAAGUCAUUGAGUGAGGGUGUAACAGUCACAAAGAUGUGUUAUUAAGUCUGACUCAUUCACAGACAGCAGAAUGAAGGAGAGUCAACAAAGCAAAUGUGUGUUUGUUAAAGAAGGAAAAACACAUGAAAUGAUGAAAUGUUUAAGAUGGUGGCACUAGCAUACGCAAUAGAGCCAUACACGUCUGUCAGUGAUUCUGAUAUAAAA